AAGUGGAAGUUUCACACGCUCCUAAGCUCCUCCCGCGGCGGCGAGCCAGGGUGAAGGGAUGGCCGGCCGGGCAGCGCGGCUCGUGCUGCUAGCUGGGGCAGCCGCAGUAGCGAGCGGCUCCCAGGGCGACCGUGAGCCGGUGUACCGCGACUGCGUACUCCAGUGCGAAGAGCGGAACUGUUCGGGGGGCGCUCUGAAGCACUUCCGCUCCCGCCAGCCAAUCUACAUGAGUCUAGCAGGCUGGACCUGUCCGGAUGACUGUAAGUAUGAGUGCAUGUGGGUCACUGUUGGCCUCUACCUCCAGGAAGGUCACAAAGUGCCUCAGUUCCAUGGCAAGUGGCCCUUCUCCCGGUUCCUGUUCUUUCAAGAGCCGGCUUCUGCCGUGGCCUCUUUUCUCAAUGGCCUGGCCAGCCUGGUGAUGCUCUGCCGCUACCGUACCUCCGUGCCAGCUUCCUCCCCCAUGUACCACACCUGCGUGGCCUUCGCCUGGGUGUCCCUCAACGCUUGGUUCUGGUCCACUGUCUUCCACACCAGGGACACCGACCUCACAGAGAAAAUGGACUACUUCUGUGCCUCCACCGUCAUCCUACACUCAGUGUAUCUGUGCUGUGUCAGGACCGUGGGGCUGCAGCGCCCAGCUGUGGCCAGUGCCUUCCGGGCCCUCCUGCUGCUAAUGCUGACCGCGCACGUCUCCUACCUGAGCCUCAUCCGCUUCGACUAUGGCUACAACCUGGCAGCCAACGUGGCUAUUGGCCUGGUGAACAUGGUGUGGUGGCUGGCCUGGUGCCUGUGGAACCAGCGACGGCUGCCUCACGUGCGCAAGUGCGUGGCAGUGGUCUUGCUGCUGCAGGGGCUGUCCCUGCUCGAGCUGCUCGACUUCCCGCCUCUCUUCUGGGUCCUGGAUGCCCACGCCAUCUGGCACAUCAGCACCAUCCCGGUCCACGUCCUCUUUUUCAGCUUUCUGGAAGAUGACAGCCUGUACCUGCUGAAGGAAUCAGAGGCCAAGUUCAAGCUGGACUGAGGACCCAGGGAGCGGGAUCCUACCCCCUCCCUGGUGGCUCCCCUUCUGCCCUCAGCCCUCGCGAUGAUUUCUUUUCUCCUUUUAGCUUCUUGAACUUGGACAUGAGGGAUGUGGGCCCAGAAUCAUGUGGCCAGCCCACCCCCUUGCCGGCCCUCACAGGUCUUAGAGGCUGUUCUGGGGACGGGCUCCCAGUAUCCGGGGCUGGAGAACGGGCAGCCCCUCUGGUUUCUGGAGCUGAACUGGACGGCACUGAGUGUGUCCUUAGCUCUACUCAGAGAAGAGCUGCCUGUUUCCUCCCCACCAGGUUCCUCCCUGAUCCCCUGCUGCCUGGCUGGGUCCCAGAGCCCUCGGUACACCUGGGACACCAGGCACUACCUGCCUUGGGGGAAAUAGUGGGGACCCCUUCUGUUACCCCUUGCUCUCCUCCAGGGCACCACUAGGUGGCACUGGAUGCUUGUUCUUUGGUUAGCCAAGUUUUAAGGCCAGUCUCAUUCUCCCCAUGGGAUCUUAAGGGCCCAAGCUGCUAGGACUUGGGAGGGGUUUCACCCAGCCAGACUCCCAGAAGGCCUUGCCACAUUCCCCUCUAGGGUCAGGACACCUGCGAGCCUAGGACAAGAAUCCUGUGCUGUUGUCCUAGUUGGGACCCUGCACACAAGUGUGUCUGGGAGUGUGGGCCAGACCAGUUGCGUAGCUGGGUGGGCCGUGAGCAUGGACUUGGGUGUGUGUGAGCCUGGCCGGGGUGUGUGCAGUGUGGAGAAUGGGGUGUGUGCAUGGCAGGGGGAGCAGGUUCAAAGUGUGUUUGUUCAGGGGGCGGGUGGGUUAGGGGAAUGUGCAUGUGAGUGUGCUUGUGGGUGCAUCUGAGAUGCGUGGGGAUACAGGUGAAUGUGCCACAGAGUUGGAGGAGGCUGGAGCAGGAUGGGGGAAUCAUGUCAGCAUCAAUAGUCGAUUAUGGAGCACCGACUCUGCCCGAGGCCCCAGCCAGGCAGACAGCCAUGAUACCCCCAUGUUCUGGCCAGAGGGCCAGGUGUCCAGGCUGCCUGUGUGUGGAUGUGCUCUUGUGCUGUGCUCCUUUGCCACCCCCCUCCAAACCUCACAGGGCCCCCAUACAGCUUAAGAGCACCCUCCAGAACCAGCCCCUCAGGGGAAGAGGAAGGAAAAUGGGGAUCCCCGGGGCUCUCUCCAGCCUCCUUGUCUCCUCACCUUGGCAUAGUUGGGCUCCCCCUCCACGCCCCUUUCCCUGCUGCCAGCCCCUUCCCCGCAGCCUGGACUUCUGAGAGGGACCGGGUGAUCUGAGGGAGGAGGGGAGAAAGCUUAUGGCUGGGUCUGGUUUCUGCUAUCCCCAGAGGGGCUAACUGUCCCAGGGGAGCCCCAGGGCAGGCAGGAGCCACACUGUGCCUGCACCCCAGUAAAGGUGACCCUCUGCCAGUUGCCGGCAGCCCUGGCGCAGUCCUGCGGCACAAGAGUAGAAUGUGGAGCUCCAGAAUGUUCCAUCCCAAAAGCAGUCUCUGUGAUUGGAGCAGGGAGCCUGGAUUUUGCUUUGUUCCUGCCCCCUUGUCCCUCCUUGAGGGAGGGGAGCUUGCUAGGACUCCAACCUCAGGGACUUGGGUGGCCUAUGUUAGGUUCUUUUGAUACUGAAAACUAUUUUAAAGUAGGAGAGUAGCAAGGGACAUGCUUAAUAAAUCAAUUCUCAGCCUCA
Lemur catta (Ring-tailed lemur) is the source of this 2717-nucleotide messenger RNA. RefSeq names its product post-GPI attachment to proteins phospholipase 3 (gene PGAP3). Gene Ontology annotation, molecular function: hydrolase activity, acting on ester bonds. Gene Ontology annotation, cellular component: endoplasmic reticulum membrane. The transcript has 8 exons. The coding region runs from base 59 to 1021 and encodes 320 amino acids. Lineage: Eukaryota; Metazoa; Chordata; Mammalia; Primates; Lemuridae. The record is from RefSeq and is a predicted model, not a curated record. Gene Ontology annotation, biological process: GPI anchor biosynthetic process.